Molecule: messenger RNA, 2239 nt
Organism: Penaeus vannamei (Pacific white shrimp)
Lineage: Eukaryota; Metazoa; Arthropoda; Malacostraca; Decapoda; Penaeidae
Product: DGAT1/2-independent enzyme synthesizing storage lipids
Molecular function (GO): acyltransferase activity
Source: RefSeq, a predicted model, not a curated record
CCGGUUUGUGUCAACACAGCUGAUCGACGCCAAAGCAACAUCAGCAGCGGAUUUGGCGUCUCUCAUAAAACAUUAAAUUUCGCCGUAAGUCCGUAUUUCAAGACGUUUUUUGAGCUUUGGAGGAUGUGAUUUGUACAAAUGAGGAGCCUGUCUAUGGCUGAGAAUAAGAGAGAGCUGACUGCAUGCAACCAGACGGGUUGUUCAGUAUGGCACAAGGGGCUCCUGUUGUGAAUUGGUUAGGUGAUUGCUGCAGCCUCCACAUAUUACACUCCGGCAAAGGCCAGCAUACCUCCAACCAGAUUUAUCUGGGGAGACAGAACUUGGACUGGUUCCUGAAUUGAUGAUAUAGAGGCAGGACCUACAUGAAUCUAAAUCCGUCAUGCUAAUGUACUGCGAAGAUCCAUCGAGUUUCUGUUCAUUGGUUCUGAACAUUACCAGCGCAACUGGCAACUUUAUAGGGAAUCAGCUGGAUCUUUUGUACCUAGGAUGGGUCGCAUCGCUAUUAUAUCCUGCCAUUCUAGUGUUUAUCAUUCUACCUUCACUGAUAUUGGUGUUGCUCUACAUAUCUGCAUUCCUGCUGUACAUAUACAUGCGAAGAAAAAAAGUGUACAAUGUCCUGAAUGAAACACUACAUCGUGACCCUUGGGCAAGUGGACGCUACCUGAUAUCACUCCUUUGGGAUGCUCAUGGCUACAUCUGGCAUGGGUAUGAAGUCCGUGGCCUUGAGAACCUCCCAGAUGAGGGCCCAUGCCUGAUUAUCUACUACCAUGGUGCUAUACCCAUAGAUAUCUACUACCUUGUAGCCCGAACCAUCCUCACUAAAGGCAGGCUGAUCCACUGUGUUGGAGACCGAUUUUUGGAGAAAGUGCCAGGUUGGAAAGUUAUACUCGAAGCAUUCCACAUCACUCCAGGGACCAUAACAUCAUGUGUACAAACGCUCUCUGAAAACAACAUCUUAUCAAUAUCCCCCGGAGGAGUGCGCGAAGCCCAGUUCUCUGACCACAAUUACCAGCUCAUGUGGGGGAACCGCACUGGAUUUGCGAAGGUGGCGAUAGAAUCAAAAUCGCCAGUUGUCCCCUUGUUCACGGAGAACCUGAGAGAAGCAUUCCGCACAGUCUCAUGGCCGCAGCGUCUCUGGAUUGCUCUCUAUGAAAAGCUGAGAUUCCCCAUAGCACCCAUAUAUGGGGGAUUUCCAGUCAAGCUUCGAGCACACCUAGGAGAACCCAUCUACCACAGAGAAGGUGAGACAGUGGAAGAACUAGCCCAGCGGAUCAGAGCAAGCUUGAACAGCCUGAUUCAGAGGAAACAGAAGCUUCCAGGAAACAUACUAAGGGCUCUGCUAGCGAGGUUUUACGAACCUACGAAGAAUGAAUAGUUGCGAUUGGGGGUAAAUUUGUUGUGUGUUUGAAGAGAAUAGUAUUUAUGGGAGAGCAAUCAUUACAUUGUUGUUAAGAAUUAAUAUGUUUUGUGUGCAUUUCAUUAAUGUAGCAGACUAUGAUUCUGUGAUAUUGCUGGCUCUGUUCAUUCCAGUCAUUUUGUUGAUGAUUACAAGAUAAUAUAUUCUAUUCCAUGGUUAAAAUACAAUAUUUUAAAGUCUAUUUUGUAUUUAAUUUAACUAAAAUAAUAACAAGUAAAGAAAAUAUAGUGAGUGCAUUUUGUCCUCCUCUCCUCUCCACUUUCUUUAUCUGAUUCUUUCUCCCUCGCCUUCUGCCUUUUCCUUUCCCAUUCCUGCUGCCUCUCUCUCCCUCUCCUCCCCACUCCUUCUCCAUGUCUCCCUUCUUUUCCCCUUUCCCUCCCAUUUCCAUAUCCAUCCCCAUCUCCCUUGCUCUCUCUCCUUUCUGCUGCCUGUAUUACAUGUCUUGACAUAAUAAACGAGAAUUAGUUUCAGUGAUAAGACUAAAGUUAAGAUGAAUGAUUGAUAAAGUAAACAAUAUUCAUUCAAUAAAUUUUGUUGCUUGAUCUUUAACUGAGUUAUUUAAUCACAAUUUGGAAAUUUCUGUUUAACAAUUCUAAUAAUUGUGAGAUUUUUUCCUAGGCAUGGAAAGAAAGACAAAAUAUAUAUAUAUAAAUAGGAUUUUUUAUUUUUUUAUAUAGAUGUUAGAUAUAUAAAUAUACAAGAUAUAGGCAUCAUUCAGCCAGUGAGUGUGUGUAUGGUUAAGCACUGAAACAAGAACAAAAGUUUGGCUUUCCUAUCUGUCGCAAAUCUGUUCCUCGGCUUUGAAUAAAGAGGCUUAUAAGA